UUGUCGGGCAAGAGUACGUGAAUGAUUUGAGUCGAGUUUGUGCCACAGACCCGCCAACAGCUCUCAGAACUUGAGAAUCCAAUCCCUGAGGAGCACUCGAGCAUUCACCAGGUCGAAUCAUGAGGGAAAUUGUUCAUCUCCAGGCAGGCCAGUGCGGCAAUCAGAUCGGCGCCAAGUUCUGGGAGGUCAUCUCCGAGGAGCAUGGUAUCGACCAGACUGGUAUUUAUCAUGGCGACAGUGAUCUCCAGUUGGAGAGAAUUUCUGUCUACUACAAUGAAGCCUCCGUUGCAACAGCUACAAAUGGUGGUAAAUACGUGCCCCGAGCAAUUCUCCUGGACCUGGAGCCAGGCACGAUGGACGCGGUGCGUUCGGGUGCUUAUGGAAAGCUCUUCCGACCUGACAACUUCGUAUUUGGUCAAUCGGGUGCAGGUAACAACUGGGCGAAGGGUCACUACACCGAAGGUGCAGAGCUAGUGGACUCAGUCCUGGACGUGGUGCGAAAGGAGUGUGAGAACUGCGACUGCCUCCAGGGCUUCCAGCUGACCCACUCCCUGGGGGGUGGUACAGGCUCAGGAAUGGGUACACUCCUCAUCUCCAAGAUCCGUGAGGAGUACCCAGACAGAAUAAUGAAUACAUACUCGGUGAUGCCUUCGCCAAAGGUAUCAGAUACUGUUGUAGAGCCUUACAACGCCACCCUGUCUGUUCACCAGCUCGUGGAGAACACCGAUGAGACGUACUGCAUCGACAACGAGGCUCUCUACGACAUCUGCUUCCGCACCCUGAAAGUAGCAAAUCCCUCCUACGGCGAUCUCAAUCAUCUCGUGUCCCUGACGAUGUCUGGGGUAACCACCUGCCUCAGAUUUCCCGGACAGCUCAACGCUGAUCUCAGGAAAUUGGCUGUCAAUAUGGUACCCUUUCCUCGUCUUCAUUUCUUCAUGCCAGGAUUUGCACCAUUGACUUCUCGCUCCAUGCAGCAGUACUCAGCACUAUCAGUUCCUGAAUUGACUCAGCAGAUGUUCGAUGCCAAGAAUAUGAUGGCAGCAUGUGAUCCUAGACACGGAAGGUAUCUCACUGUUGCUGCUGUCUUUCGGGGACGAAUGUCCAUGAAGGAAGUUGACGAGCAGAUGCUCAGUGUUCAGAAUAAAAAUAGCUCGUACUUUGUUGAGUGGAUUCCUAAUAAUGUCAAGACUGCCUGUUGCGAUAUUCCACCCAAGGGACUCAAGAUGUCCUCCACAUUCAUUGGCAAUACCACUGCCAUUCAGGAAUUGUUCAAACGUAUAUCUGAACAGUUCACUGCUAUGUUCAGGAGAAAGGCUUUCUUGCAUUGGUACACCGGCGAGGGAAUGGAUGAGAUGGAGUUCACUGAGGCUGAGUCCAACAUGAAUGAUCUUGUUUCGGAGUAUCAGCAGUAUCAGGAGGCAACUGCUGAGGAAGACUUCGAGGCUGAGGAAGCUGCUGAUGACUUUGAGACUUGCGAACAGGAGUAGGACAGACUGAUUUUCGUUUUUUUUUCUCUAUCUUAUUUGUGAUUUUUGGGGGUCAGGUUUUUCAUUCUGCACUGAAAAAACAUUUUUUGAAAAAAAUUGUUUGACUUCGAGAGAUAAAAAUUAAAAUUUUUAUCGAAACCCUGAUUUUUUGUAAUACUUAAAGAAUUAGUUUGGAUUCGAGAGUGAAUUUUUUAAUGUUGAAAUUCUUUUUUUAGUGUAACGGAAUUGUUUAUUCUUGUGUGGAUAAUCAAUCUGGGGAGAUUUUCAUACUUUUUAUAGAAAUUUUGAUGCGAUUAUUGAGGGUUUUUUUUUUAGAGGAAUUGAGUGAUUGAGAUGCGUGUGAUACAGCUGAUUACCAAGAGACAUGAUAUCUUAUGAUUUUAAUAUAAUCUUUAUACUCAGCACCAAAGUCUUUGAUGAAUAAAAAUUGCACAUUAAACA
Molecule: messenger RNA, 1928 nt
Organism: Fopius arisanus
Lineage: Eukaryota; Metazoa; Arthropoda; Insecta; Hymenoptera; Braconidae
Product: tubulin beta chain-like
Exons: 3
Coding region: 120-1487 (455 amino acids)
Biological process (GO): microtubule cytoskeleton organization; mitotic cell cycle
Cellular component (GO): cytoplasm; microtubule
Molecular function (GO): structural constituent of cytoskeleton; GTPase activity; GTP binding
Source: RefSeq, a predicted model, not a curated record